GGGACCGCGAUGCCUCUGCUUUUGGCCGCGCUGCUGUCCUUGCUCCUGGCUGCGCUCUGCGCCCUCUUCCUGUGCCGGUGGCUUCUGGUCCGCUUGGCCACCAAGUGGUGUCAUCGGAGGCUCCAAGCCGAGCUUAAGAUCGGCUCCUUUGGCUUUUUCUGGAUCCAAAAUGUUAGUCUGAAGUUUGAGCAGCACCAGCAAACAGUGGAAAUUGAUAGUGUGUGGAUUUCCAGCAAACUCCUGAGCCAUGAGCUGCCGCACUAUGUGGCACUAUGUUUCGGGGAGGUGCGGAUCAGAACCGAUCUACAGAAGAUGUCUGGCCUACCUACCUCUUUCUCCAAGACCACUGGGGUGGAUCACAGGGAGAUGCCUCUCAGCCCCUCCUUGCUGAGGAUUGCUUGCCAGCUUUUCUCAAUCCAUGUGGAUUCCAUCAACAUUAUGGUUCUCAAGGUAGCUACCUCUGAGUCCCUGUGGCACAUUCAGAUCAGCAGGAGCCGAUUCCUUCUGGAUAGUGACGGGAAGAGAAUCGACUGUAAGGUGAGCCUAAGCCAAGUGAACAGCAAAGUACUAAAGAGUGGUCAGUCGGAGGACACUUGCCUGGCAGAGCUCUCCCUAGCCAUGGACCUGUGUGUGGAGAUGGGUUUAAGCAGCCUGCAGCUGAAGGCCAUCACCCUAGAUGUGUGGACCCUCCACGCUGAACUGCAUGAAGGUCUCUUCCAUGGCCAGCUGCUGCACCCGAGCCUGGUGCCUACCUUGAGGCCAGAGGUGACAGAGGACUUGACUGAGCCAACUCUUCCUGGCUUGAACCUCCUUCAGCUGCUCCCAGGGAAAGUGAAAGUAGAGAUGGAGAAUACCAGUGUGGUACUGUCCAUGAACAGCCAGAAGAGGCACCUCAACUGGACGCUGAAGCUGCUGCAGUUUAAUUACCAUCGUGAUGAGGACCAGCUGCCGCUUCGAAGUUUCAUAGCCAAUUCAGACAUGGCCCAGAUGAGCACUGAGCUGCUGCUAGAAGAUGGGCUGCUGCUUUCCCAGAGCCGUCAGCGAAUCAUCUGCCUAAAUUCCCUAAAAGCCAGUGUGCAGGUGACCACCAUUGAUCUCUCCGCCUCUCUGGUGCUCAGCACAUGCAUUGUCCACUACCGGCACCAGGAAUUCUCUCACUGGCUGCACAUGUUGGUGCGAGAAAGGCAGGGGCCAAGACGGGCCAUCUCCCACCCCAGGAAAACCAGAAACUUCCCUCAAAUUCUGGCCCCCAUCAUCCUUAGUACUUCUAUCUCCAAUGUCAAUGUUUCCAUUCAGCUUGGAGAUACGCCACCCUUUGCUCUGGGCUUCAAUUCCAUUUCUCUGGAUUACCAGCACCUGAGGCCCCAAAGCAUCCAUCAGCGGGGCGUCCUGGCUGUGGACCACUUGUGCUGGCGUGUGGGAAAUGACUCUCACAUCCAACGGGCGCCCCACCCACCCAACAUGCAUGUCUGGGGUGAGGCCCUUGUCCUCGACUCCUUCACCCUACAGGGCAGCUAUAACCAGCCCCUGGGGCUGAGCAGCACUCAGUCGGACACCCUCUUCCUGGAUUGUACCAUCCGUGGUCUGCAGGUGGAGGCGUCAGAUACCUGUGCUGAAUGUCUCUCCCGAAUCCUGUCCCUGUUGGGUCUUUGGUCCCGGAAGCCAGCCCCACCCAGGGAACUUCCUUUUGGGGAAUCUCCAGUGCCCCUGUGGAAGGUGGACCUGAAGGUGGAGGACAUGAACCUGUUCACCCUUUCUAGCCUGGUGGGAGCCUCGGAGGUCCGACUGGACACCCUGACAGUCCUGGGCAGUGCAGAGAGUUCUACAGUGGGUAUCCAGGGACUCGUGCUGGCCCUGGUGAAGACAGUCACAGAGAAGAUGCAGCCGUGCUGCAAGGCCCCUGACAUCCCCACCCCUGUCCUCAGCCUUUCCAUGCUCUCCAUCACCUACCACAGUAGCAUUCGUUCUCUAGAGGUGCAGUGUGGUGCAGGGCUGAUGGUCCUCUGGAGCCCCCCAGACCACAUGUACCUGUACCAGCAUGUCCUGGCCACGCUCCAGUGCCGAGACCUCCUCCGAGCCCCAGAGGAGCCGGGAAGCCCCGCUGCGCCCAAGGUCAGCCCCUGUGAACCGGCCCCUCCAAAGCGGCUCUUGAACCUGACCUUGGAGGUGAGCACAGCCAAGCUGACUGCCUUUGUGGCUGAGGACAAGUUCAUCACCCUGGUGGCAGAGAGUGUGUCCUUGAGUCGCCACAGCGGCUCCCUCCAGGUCUACUGCCCAGAACUGGCUGCCGGCUUCGACGGCAACAGCAUCUUCAACUUCAAGGAGGUAGAGGUGCAGCUGCUGUCCGAGCUGGAAGAGAUGAUCUUGCACCGCAACCCCUUCCCCUCCCUGGAGACCCUGCGCAACCGGGUCUGGCUCUUCUCCCUGGGCUCGGUGUCGGUGGAGUUUCCUUACCAGUACGACUUCUCCCGAACCCUGGAUGAGGCCGUGGGGGUGCAGAAGUGGCUGAAGGGACUGCACCGGGGGACCCGAGCCGGGGAGACCCCAGAGCCGGCUCCACUUCCGCCCGACUUGCUGAUUAAGGUGCAGCACUUCUCUUGGGUCUUCCUGGAUGACAUCUUUGAGGUGAAGCUGCGAGACAACUACGAGCUGAUGAAGGACGAGAGCAAGGAGAGCGCCAAGCGGCUGCAGCUGCUGGACGCCAAAGUGGCCGCCCUCCGCAAGCAGCAUGGGGAACUGCUCCCCGCCCGCAAGAUCGAGGAGCUCUACGCCUCCCUGGAGCGCAAGAACAUCGAGAUCUACAUCCAGCGCUCACGCCGUCUCUACGGGAACACGCCCAUGCGCCGGGCCCUGCUCACCUGGAGCCUGGCCGGGCUGGAGCUGGUGGCCCUGGCGGACGCCUCCUUCCACGGGCCCGAGCGUGUGCUGAUGCAGAUGCGGGAGCUGGACCCCGGCAGCCCUUUCCCCAGUGAGGGCCUUGAACUUGCCAUUCAGUGGUGUCGUAUGCUCAAAUGCAACGUUAAGUCCUUCCUAGUGCGGAUCCGCGAUUACCCUCGCUACCUGUUUGAGAUUCGUGACUGGAGGCUGCUAGGCCGAUUGGUGGGCACAGAGCAGAUGGGACAGCCCUGCUCCCGACGGCGACAGACCCUGCAUCUGGGUCUCCCUUGGAGUGAUGUGGUUGUGGAAAGGAACAUGCCCCCACUCAAGUUCUACCAUGAUUUUCGUUCUGAGGUCUUCCAGUACACAGUGGUGUGGGGGCCAUGCUGGGACCCCGCCUGGACAUUAAUUGGCCAGUCUGUGGACCUCCUGACAAAGCCCUCAGCCGACCCCAGUGCCCCCUUGCCCUGGUGGGACAAGAGCCGCUUGCUUUUCCAUGGCGACUGGCACAUGGACAUUGAACAAGCCAACCUUCAUCAGCUGGCUACAGAGGAUCCCUAUAAUACAACUGAAAAUAUGCAUUGGGAGUGGAGCCACCUGUUUUUUCACUGGAAACCAGGCCAGUUUGUGUUCAAGGGGGACUUGGACGUCAAUGUGAGGACAGCCUCCAAAUAUGACGACUGCUGCUUCCUGCACUUGCCUGACCUCUGUAUGACCCUGGACCUGCAGUGGUUGUGCCAUGGCAACCCCCAUGACCACCACAGUGUCAUCCUUCGAGCACCAGAGUUCUUGCCUGAGGUGUCCCAGGGCCAGCUCCAUGACUCUUACCGGGCCUUCAGAUCUGAGAACCUCAACCUCUCCAUCAAGAUGGACCUGACCUGGCACAGCGGGACAAUGUCCCAGCCCCGGAUUCUGCUGUAUAGCAGUACUCUUCGAUGGAUGCAGAACUUCUGGGCGACGUGGACCAGCGUGACCCGGCCCAUCUGUCGAGGGAAGCUCUUCAGUAACAUGAAGCCUAGCAAGAAGAAGCUGGGCCAGCAUUACAAGCAGCUUUCCUACACAGCUCUCUUCCCCCAGCUGCAGGUGCAUUACUGGGCCUCAUUUGCUCAGCAACGGGGCAUUCAGGUUGAGUGCAACCAGGGCCAUGUCUUCACUCGGGGAACCCAGCGACUUAUACCUCAAGCGGGCACCGUGAUGCGACGCCUCAUCUCUGAAUGGAGUGUGACGCAGAUGGUGAGCGACCUGAGUCAGGUGACGGUGCAUCUGAUGGCUUCACCUAGUGACGAGAGCUCUGACCACCGCCUUGAUCUGCUAGUCACAAAGACCCACCUUCUGAGCCUGUCCUCCCUCACCUACCAGCGGCAUAGCAACCGCACUGCUGAAGAGGAGCUCUCCUCCCGAGAUGGGGACCCUGCCUUUCAUACCCACCAAUUGCACUUAGUGGACCUGCGGGCUUCCUGGACCACCACCAACAGGGACAUUGCCUUUGGCCUCUACGAUGGCUACAAAAAGGCAGCUGUGCUUAAACGAAACCUUUCCACAGAGGCCCUGAAGGGGUUAAAGAUUGAUCCUCAGCUGCCAGCCAAAAAGCCGAAGCGGGGUAUCCUGCCUAACCCUCCAACCCCGCCUCAGGUCAAUACUCCCAGCCUCAGCAGAGGGCCUGAAAAGAGCUCCUCAGGAGGUGCCCACAUGUUGCAGAAGCUGAUUGAGGAGACAGAUAAAUUUGUGGUGUUCACGGAAGAGGAGUCGGGCGUCAGCGAGCAGCUGUGCGGCAUUGCCGCCUGUCAGACAGACGACAUUUUCAACCGCAACUGCCUCAUUGAACUGGUCAACUGCCAGAUGGUUCUUCGAGGUGCAGAGACAGAGGGCUGUGUCAUUGUAUCUGCGGCCAAAGCCCAGCUACUUCAGUGCCAACACCACCCGGCCUGGUAUGGCGAUACCCUGAAGCAGAAGACAUCCUGGACGUGUCUCCUGGAUGGCAUGCAGUACUUUGCUACCACUGAGAGCAGCCCUACUGAGCGUGAUGACCGGCAACUCUGGCUGGAGGUGAAGAACAUUGAGGAGCAUCGGGAGCGCAGUCUGGACUCCGUGCAGGAGCUGAUGGAAAGCGGGCAGGCUGUGGGCGGCAUGGUCAGCACCACCACAGACUGGAACCAGCCGGCGGAGGCCCAGCAAGCCCAGCAAGUGCAGCGGAUCAUCUCCCGCUGCAGUUGCCGGAUGUAUUACAUCAGCUACAGCCAUGACAUUGACCCUGAGCUGGCCACCCAGAUCAAGCCACCUGAGGUCCAUGAGCAGCAGGAAGAAAAGGAGGACCUGCUGAAGAAACAGGAGGGGGCCGUGGACACCUUCACCCUCAUCCACCAUGAACUGGAGAUCUCUACCAACCCAGCCCAGUAUGCCAUGAUCCUGGACAUUGUCAACAACUUGUUGUUGCACGUGGAGCCUAAGCGGAAGGAGCACAGUGAGAAAAAGCAGCGGGUUCGCUUCCAGCUGGAGAUCUCCAGCAACCCCGAGGAGCAGCGUAGCAGUAUCCUGCACUUACAGGAGGCUGUGCGGCAGCACGUGGCUCAGAUCCGGCAGCUUGAGAAGCAGAUGUACUCCAUCAUGAAGUCUCUGCAGGAUGACAGCAAGAAUGAAAACCUCCUUGACCUGAACCAGAAGCUGAGCCAGGAGAAGGCUGACCUGCAGCUGGAGAGUGAGGAGCUGAAUAUUCUCAUCAGGUGUUUUAAAGACUUCCAGCUCCAACGGGCCAACAAGAUGGAACUUCGAAAGCAGCAGGAGGAUGUGAGUGUGGCCCGCCGCACAGAGUUCUACUUUGCCCAGGCACGAUGGCGCCUCACUGAGGAGGAUGGGCAGCUGGGCAUUGCCGAGCUGGAGCUCCAGCGAUUCCUCUAUAGCAAGGUGAACAAGUCUGAUGACACAGCUGAACAUCUCCUGGAGCUGGGCUGGUUCACGAUGAACAACCUCCUGCCCAACGCGGUCUACAAGGUGGUGCUGCGGCCCCAGAGCUCCUGCCAGUCUGGCCGGCAGCUGGCCCUGCGCCUGUUCAGCAAAGUCCGGCCUCCUGUCGGGGGCAUCUCCGUCAAGGAGCACUUUGAGGUCAAUGUGGUUCCCCUCACCAUCCAGCUGACACACCAGUUCUUCCAUAGAAUGAUGGGCUUUUUCUUUCCUGGUCGUAGCAUGGAGGAUGAGGAAGUUGGCGAUGAGGAGGACAAGUCCAAGCUUGUGACCACGGGGAUGCCAGUGGUGAAGCCACGGCAGCUGAUCACAACAGAUGACACAGUGUCUCUGGGCCCUGGAAAGGGUGUGGCCCAGGGCCUGAACCGUGGUUCUGGGGUCAGGAGGUCAUUCCGCAGAGCACCUGAGCACCCUGUGGAUGACAUUGAUAAAAUGAAAGAACGGGCAGCCAUGAACAACUCCUUCAUCUACAUCAAGAUCCCACAGGUUCCACUUUGUGUCAGCUACAAGGGCGAGAAGAACAGUGUGGAUUGGGGUGACCUUAAACUCGUGCUGCCGUGUCUAGAGUAUCACAACAACACUUGGACGUGGCUGGACUUCGCCAUGGCUGUAAAGAGGGAUAGCCGCAAAGCCCUGGUUGCCCAGGUAAUCAAGGAGAAGCUAAGGUUGAAACCAGCUGCAGGGUCUGAGACCCGAGGAAAGCUUGAAACAAAGUCAGACCUGAACGUGCCGCAGCAGGAGGAAGAUGAGAAAGCCCGGCUCCUCAUUGGGCUGAGCGUGGGUGACAAGAACCCUAGCAAGAAGUCGAUUUUCAGCAGGAGAAAAUGAGCAGGGAAAGCCCCCGUGGGGCAGAACCGGACUCUGGCCCUAGGCUCCAGGGUCCACGUGACUCAGGGCAGGGGCAGGGGGUGGCACUCCCCCUUGCUUCCUGGGGAUUUGUGGGGGCUUUAGGGAAUGAUACCCCUGCUAGGCUGUGAGGAGGGGCCAGUGCUGCUCCCUUUGGAGGGCCUAGUGGCUGAUGCCACUGUGCUGCCAGUUCCUGUGCGAAGCAGGCUCAGGAUCAGAGGCAUCAGGGUCAAAGCCCAGAGCGGGGACGUAGGCCCUGGAUCCUUCCCCUGGGGCCAGAGGAGAAUGGGGAAGGGGUAGCAGAUGCAGAGCAGAAGUGUUACAUUUUUAUAAAUAGACAUUAUAAAUAUUUCUAUGUGUAACCUCUCCCCAUGUACCAGGGGAAGGAUGCUGUGGGGUUUGUGAUCCCCUCUGAGCCCCUUCACCCCCUAUAGCCUUGUACAGAAAGGGGUCUUCGUGUGCUCGAGGGGGGACCACCCUCCCAUCCUACCCACUCUUUGUGCCAAGCUCUGCUGGGAGGAUGACACUGAGUGCCAGAGCUGGCCGUGGGUCCCUUACCCUCUCCCUUUGGGCAAGCCCUGAGUGGUGGUGGUGGUGGUGGUGGUAACAGAAUGGGAUUUAAGGAGAAAGAAAGAAAGAUGAUUUUAAAUUU
Vombatus ursinus (common wombat) is the source of this 7333-nucleotide messenger RNA. RefSeq names its product KIAA0100 ortholog (gene BLTP2). The record is from RefSeq and is a predicted model, not a curated record. NCBI's taxonomy places the organism in Eukaryota, Metazoa, Chordata, Mammalia, Diprotodontia, Vombatidae. Bases 10 to 6663 code for a protein of 2217 amino acids. The transcript has 39 exons.